AUGCGCUCAGUAGCUUUAAAUCCAUGUAAAGAAUGGAGCCCCAACCCCUCACCACUCCUGCUCGUUCUGCUUGGUCUUGGGAUUGAUGCCUUUGGUUCUGGACGGAGCCAUGUGAAUGCGAUCACACACCAUGGAAAGUCUGCGUUCACAGCUGCACAGGAGUAUGAGCUCCAUCAACAAGCCCUUAUCUUCAAGUACAUGGUCUCUGGCCUCCCUAUUCCAUUUCACCUUGUUCUUCCCAUUUGGAAGAGUUCUGGAAGCUCCAUUGGCGCUGCCAGUGGUGGAAUCCAUAACCAAUUUCCAAGAUUCUUUGGAUUUAGUCCUCCGGUGUUUGAUUACGGCAGCAUGAUGGAUCCUGAACCAGGAAGGUGUAGAAGAACUGAUGGGAAGAAAUGGAGGUGUAGUAGAGAUGUGGUUCCAGGCCAGAAGUACUGUGAGCGGCAUAUGCACAGAGGUCGUCAGCGUUCAAGAAAGCAUGUGGAAUCUUCUAAACAUAUUUCAGAAUCUGAUACAACCAUAACCAUCACAUCUAGUGACACCACUACAGCUAUCAAUUCUUAUAACACCACCAAUACAAUUGCCAAUCUCUCUGUUUCUGCCCCUCCCAAUCUUCAACUCAUGAUUCCCUCUUCUGACUACAGCAACAAUGUCCCUGCCACUGCUGAAAUUACCACUACCUCCUCUAGUAGUGGCAACAGUAGAGUUAACAAAAUCAAUGUCAUCAGUGACUCAUCUGCCACCCCUAUCACCAUCAAUUUCUGCAAUAGCAACAACAGAAGCAAAAACAAUGUUGGUGUCAAUAGAGACGCCAGCAUUAGCACCACCACAUUCAUCAGUGCAGUUGCUGACAAAUCCAACAGCAAAGACAACAGCUACUGCAUUGGUGACAAGGACACCGGAUUUGGCCAUUCCAAUUACAGAUUGGUAAGAGAAGCAGCAGCAAUGUAA
Ilex paraguariensis (yerba mate) is the source of this 948-nucleotide messenger RNA. Lineage: Eukaryota; Viridiplantae; Streptophyta; Magnoliopsida; Aquifoliales; Aquifoliaceae. The record is from the annotation of a GenBank genome assembly.